AUGGCCGGCAUGAAUGGGGAUCUUAGCCUAUCCCAGUCCUUGGGAGGGCUCCGAAUAGCAAAUCCAGAUGAUUCUCCUUUACAGUCGGAAGAUGCGACCGUUGAUUUGAUGGGAUCUACUUCAUCCGAACAACCGGCCGAUUCGGUAUCAACAUAUCCACAGAUUCCCGCACCAGAAGACCAGCAUUCGGUGGCAUUUCCCCCCGCUCCUACCGAAGUCUCCGUUUCAAGUGAGACCCGACCACCUGCUGUUCACACCUCCCCUGAGGCCUCUCAGCCGCCUCCUACGUCUAAUCCCUACCAACAGCAGCCAUAUUUGACACAACCUCAUUCAACACAGCCGAGCCACUCCCGCCCCCUUUCCUCAGUGUACACAAAUGGUGCCGCACCUCCAGUAGGUCCACUUGAUAACCACUAUCGCAUACGGACCAAUUCGGGUGCAUCUUCAAACUCUCAGUCGCGCGUAGACUCUCGUGCAGCACAGGCGGGCGUUCUGACGCGCGACAACUCUCACAGCGACCGCUCUUACCGAGCAGGUCAACUAUCGGGGAAUGGGUCGGUGGUAAUGCGUCAGUCCUCUAGAGCGCAUGCCCGAGGCGUACCGACGGCUCAGAUGUCUCGAUCUCCAUAUGCUAUGGAAAACGGCCCCGUCUCCAGCAGUGAAGAUUGGCAAGACCGCGGUGCGGCAGUAUCCGUAAGGCAAGAAGUUGAUGCCAAUGGGAAGACUGUAUCUCGCUUUAUUAAGAAGGGAGUCCGUGAUUUCUCCUUUGGAAACACCCUCGGGGAGGGUUCCUACAGUACGGUGGUCUUCGCAACGGACCGGCAAACUUUGAAGGAGUACGCAAUCAAGAUCUUAGACAAGCGACAUAUCAUCAAGGAGAAGAAGGUCAAAUAUGUCAAUAUCGAAAAGGACACAUUGAAUCGCCUGACAGACCACCCGGGCAUCGUGCGGCUCUAUUACACCUUUCAGGAUGAACGCUCACUCUAUUUUGUGCUGGACCUUUGCAAAGGAGGCGAGCUCCUGGGCGUUCUCAAGCGAAUGACCACGUUUGACGAAGAAUGUACUAGGUUUUACAGCGCCCAGAUACUUGAUACGAUUGACUACAUGCAUAGGCGCGGUGUAAUUCACCGAGAUUUGAAGCCGGAAAACGUCUUGCUGGAUCAUCAAAUGCAUGUCAAAAUUACCGAUUUCGGAACAGCCAAGAUUCUGAAGGGUACAACACGACGACCAGACGAGAGUAGUGUUUCCCUUUCAUCACCCCUCGACUCUUCCGAUAUACUCGAGGAGGAGAGAGCAAGUUCAUUUGUUGGCACUGCGGAGUAUGUCAGCCCCGAACUGUUGACGGACAAGAAUGCCUGCAAGGCGAGUGAUUUGUGGGCGUUUGGCUGUAUAAUUUAUCAGCUGCUGGCAGGUCGGCCACCUUUCAAAGCAGGCAACGAGUACCAAACAUUCCAAAAAAUCGUCGCCCUGGACUAUGAAUUCCCAGUCGGGUUCCCCACUGUUGCCCGGGAUCUCGUUGAGCGUCUCCUGGUUCUGGAUCCUACCCGGCGUCUACAAAUUGAGCACAUCAAAAAUCACGAAUUCUUUCAAGGCAUCACCUGGGGAACGGACAUGUGGAAACAGAAAGCACCUCGGCUGAAGGCCUAUGUGCCACCACCCCGUGAACCUAUUAAACUGAAUGGCGGUGAAAGUGGUGAGAGCUUCCCUCCGGCAAUUUCUACAGCGCCCAGUAAUGCGACGACCUCCAAUCAACGCCCCCUUCCUCGCGUGGUUACCGAACUACCCCCACCAAGCCAACUGGACAUCGAAUGGUCCCCUGUAUUGAACAAGGCCAACGAGCGUAUUUUGAAGCUGGGAAACAUGGUGGUGCUGUCAUCGCCGGCAUCUCAUAGCCCAUCAUCGAAGUACGGCAGUGAGCCAGAAGCUCCGAGAAAGUUCUCACGUUUCUUCACGGGCUCAACAACCAAAAAACGAUCAAGGCUAGUCAUGGUCACAUCAACUGCGCGAAUCAUUAUGGCAGCCGCGGGUGGCGACGAGAAAAAGGCCAAACUCGAGAUCUCUCUACUAGCUCCUGGUACACAUUGGCGGAGUACCACAGAUGUUAAGGGACAUUCGUCCUGGAUCGUAGACACGAGAGAUAAACAUUUUGUCUUCGAAGAUCCAAAACCAUCUUCCAACAACAUUGGAGCUACCGCCUUAUCAGCUCAAGAAUGGCUAGAUUCACUAGAUCGUGCUCGAGAGAUGGCUUUGAUGCAACAAAGUGCUGGGACCAUGUCCGCCGAGGAUGCAUUCCGCGACAUGUCCUCAACUGGAUUUUCUAGUCAUUCCAACACACUCGAUCACAAAUCAGAGAGCAACAUCCCCCCACCUUCGCGCAACACAUUGGUAAAACAACAACCCCAAUCGAAUGACACAGAGUCAGUCAAGGGGAGGAAAAGAUUCAGCAGGCGUCAUUCCAAGAAUAGUCUUGCUGCUGUCUUUUAA
Molecule: messenger RNA, 2484 nt
Organism: Penicillium taxi
Lineage: Eukaryota; Fungi; Ascomycota; Eurotiomycetes; Eurotiales; Aspergillaceae
Product: Serine/threonine-protein kinase PKH2
Exons: 2
Coding region: 1-2484 (827 amino acids)
Biological process (GO): intracellular signal transduction; peptidyl-serine phosphorylation
Molecular function (GO): ATP binding; protein serine/threonine kinase activity
Source: RefSeq, a predicted model, not a curated record